AUGACGACACAAAUCUCAGACAAAGGAGAAGGCCUGUUGCAAAAAUCGGUCGCUGCUGCGUUUCCGAGUUCGGACAGAAGUGAAUCGACUAGCACGCCUGCAGAGAUGCAGAGACCCAGGAAGCAAAUCAGCGGACACGGAGUGGCAGAAACCAAUUCGGAAUUGAAAUCAGAAAAACGAAAGGAGGAAGACAAAGAGGAAGAAAAAGAAGAAGAGAAUGAUGAAGAAGAGAGGAAAGGAGAAGGAAAAGAACAAGAAGAAAAAGAAGAAGAUGAAGAAAAAGAUGAAAAAGAAGCAGAAGAAGAAAAAGACGAAGAAGAAAAGAAAGAGGAAGAAAAGGAAGAAGAGGAAGAAGUUGAAAAGGAAAUGGGGAAUGGGGAAGAACAAGGAGAAAGGGCGGAACAAGACGAGAACGAAGAGGAGGAGGAAGAAGAAAGGGGAAAAGAAGAAGAAGAAGAAGAAGAAGAAGAAGAAGAGGAUGAGGGCAAAGAUAAGGAAGAUGAGGAAAAAAGAGACGCAAAACAAAAAACUACUAAUGCUAUUAAAACAGAAAAAGUGCCUGGGAAGGAGAACAAGGAAAAGUCGACAGUAGGGAAAAACAUGGUGGAUGUGCAAGACGAGGUAGCGCAUAGCACUUCGCCAAGUCAGGUGGCGGCCGCGUAUCCCGUAUCCACUACAACGACGAUCCCUGCACGAUCGACAGUACACACCUGGAUUACGAGCUCGGACGACGGAUCUGUCAGUACGAUAGAUGUGGGAACCGAUAGAGUACACAUUCCCACGACAGGUCCUGCCGAUUUUUCUGGCCUCGUGGGGUCUUCAAUUGAACCCACUAAUUUGACAGCAUCUGAAGACGCUGAAGAGACUUCAGCGUCCCCCGCAGUCGCGCAUCGCGUGACAGCUACUCCGACAAUACCAAUACGAUCGACAGAACAGAGGUCGAGUCUGACUUUGGAGGACGGAUCUGCCAUGUUAACCGAUGCACCAGAGCAUCCAGACGCGUCAAAUUUCGUGGAAUCUUUAACAGAACCCACUGAUUUGGCAGCAUCUGAAAACAGUGAACAAUCUAUCACAUCUUCUGCGGUCACAGAUCCUGUCAUAACUACACCAACAAUUUCAGCAGAAUCAAAAGAAAAAAUUUCGAAUAUGGUGGUGGAUGACGUAUUCGCAAGUACUGCGAAUGUGCAAAUCGAUGCAGCACACAUUCCUCCAACAGAUUCUGCUGAUUUCUCGAGCAUCUUAGGAUCUUCGAUAGAAUCCACCGAUUCGGCAGCAGCUGCGAACGUUGAAGAGACUUUGUCGUCUCCCACGAUCUCGCAUCUGAUAGCAGCUACUUCGACAAUCCCUUCUCAAUCGACAGAACAGAGGUCGAGUUCGAUGAUGGACGAUAGAUCUGCCAGGACGUUGGAGGUGCAAACCGAGGAAGUGGAGCUUCUUACAACAAGUCCUGCUGAUUUGACUGGCAUCUUAGGAUCUUCAGAUGAACCAACAGAUUUGGCAGCAUCUGAGAACGCUGAAGAAACUCCGGCGUUUCCCACGAGCUCGCAUUUAGUGGCAGCUACUUCGACAAUCCCCUACCAAUCGAUAGAACAAAGUUCGAGGUUAACUCUGGACGGCAGAUCGGCCAGUACGACUAGUGUACAAACCGAUGCAGCACGCAUUUCCUCAACAGACUCCUAUGGUCUGUCGGACACUUUAGGAUCUUCAAUUGAACCUACUGAUUUGGCAGCAUCCCAGAGCGCUGAAGAAGCUUCGGCGUCCUCCACAAUCUCGCAUCUCUUGCCGGCUACACCGAAAAUUCCCGAUUUGUCAGAGGUAGCAGGAUCUUCAAAAGAACCCAUUGGCUUGGCAAAGUCUGAGACCACUGAACAAGCCUUAACAACUUCAACGGUCUUAAAUCAUGUGACAGCCACUUCAAUAAUAUCCGCCCAAUCGACGGAACAGAGUUCGAAUUUGACUUUGGAUGACGGAUCUGUCAGAACGCUGGACGUUCAGACCGAUGAAGCACCGAUCCCCACAGCAGGUCCUGUUGAUUUGACUGGGAUCUUAGAAUCUGCAAAUGAACCCACCGAUUUAGCGGCAUCCGCGAAUAUCGAAGAAGCUUUGGCGUCCCCCGGGAUCUCACAUCUCAUGCCAGCUACUUUAACAAUCCCAUCCGAACCGACAGAUAAGAGUUCGAGUUUAAUGCUGGACGGUGAAUUUGCCAGUACGAUGGAUGUGCAAUCCAAUGCAUCAAACAUUCCCUUAGCGCAUUUCGCCGAUUUGUCUGGCAUGCUCGGAUCUUCAAACGAACCCAUCGAUUUGGCAGAAUCUGAGAACGCUAAGGAGGCUUCGGCGUCCUCCACUAUCUCGCAUCUAGUCGCAGCUACACUGACAAUUCCGGAACAUCCGACAGAACACAGCUCGAGUCUAAUGUCAAGUGAGAGAUUUUCCAGCACUCUGGAAGUUCUACCGCGAAGUUCCCUCAGCAUCAGAUCAGUGAUUUCGUCCGAUGAGGCUGAUGGGCAUCAUCCACUUUUACCUGCUACUGACACAAUUUCUGGUGCGGCCUCCGCACCUACUUUCGAUGGCGGAAAUUCGGGUACAACAACGGAUAUGCCUGUGUACGGUGCCGAUGCCUUAACCGGCAUUUCAGAAUUAAGGCAUCAUUCUUCAAAUUCAGAUCACUCAAGAGACGAAGUUGUCCCUACAGAUAAACCCACGGUUCUGGCUGCUUCUGAAAACUCAUGGAAACAUCACGUGACUCAGUUCUACGGACGUCUCCCCGGUGUUUCAUCAACUGUUUUAUCUGCCUUCGGAGAAGACAGUUCAAGUACUGAUGUUGACAAAAGUUCGCAAAGCACCCAAGUAGCGUACACCGAUCAGACUCUAAUUUCGGAUCUGUCUGACGACAAUUUGGGAGUUUAUCAGGAAGGCAGCUUAUUGGGCAGUUCACUGUAUAGUCCAGAACCGCCGGUGUAUCACAAUACUAAAGGUGCUGGGUCAGUUCUGUCAACUGUUUCACCUGUCAUCGGAGAGCGUUCCUCGAUCUCAGAUAUUCGUGUGGGCUCACCGAGUAACUUAUACGUAUCCCUGGACCCAAAUUCUGAAAAUCUGUCCCCAAUCCGCGGACAGUCGGAAGCCAGCAUGAAAACUCUAAAAGAAGCCACCCUUGCGGCCGUUUCUGAGCGACCUCAAGAGCGUCCCAUGUCUCCCAUGAGUGCUACAAAUGACGAUUCAAACCUAAAACAAGCGGGGGCUAACUCUGCAACUCCAAUCGAAACCACGCAGAAAACUCAACAGCUCCCAAUGUCUUCGACUGUCGUUGCUUCCGGAGCGGUUAUACAACCUGCUUCAUUGCCUACCAAAGAUAUCAUUUCAACUUUGGGUGUUGAAGAAGUUCCGGACAGUCCUCCUUCAACGACCGUCAGCAGUGUCAGCCCACGCUCAAAGUCUGACGAAUUUUUAUAUAACACCGUAGUCGUGUCUGCCGAAACGCACUCUCCAAACCCGGAGCAGUCGGUAGAAAAGCUGGCAUCUGUUCAAGCUACAGUUCUGGCCAUAUCGGAGAACGCCCAGGAGCAUCGUGUUGCACCUACUGAUGAGGUCUUGGUUUCAGUUGCGCCAGCCAUUUCGCUUGCCGUCGUGAAUAUCAGUUCGCUAUUGAACGUAGAAAACGGCGUAGUAACGUCCUCAGACACUGCAUCCAACAUUAAAGUGGGAGAUAUCUCGGGAAACUCAGAAGAACCCUCUGUUUUUACUACUGUCGAGGGCUAUGAAGAACAUUGGACAUCUGUCCCCUCCAUGAUAUCUGCAUCAUCUGAGUCAGUAGUCCAACAGAAUUCACCUUCUGGCCCCAGCGGUUUUGAGGGUUUUCUUAGCAUCCCCGCCGUCCAUCCAGAUUCACCAAUCUUCGCGAAUAAGGGGGGGUCGGAUGAGUCGAGAGAUGUCAGUGGUUCGUCGCAAGAAACUGCGAGUUCUUCCGGAUCUGAUGAUUUUCAGAACCAUCCCAUGUCUCUGUCUGUCACAGCGCACACAACAACUGAACCUACUCAGUCACCGGACGUUAAGAAAGACAACCACAGUUCAAACUUUGACGAAAGUCCCGUGACCGAGACAAUAACCGCAGUACCUAGAGACCAGUCCUCAGACUUGGCCCAGACAAGUGAUGAAUUAGGGACUUUAGCAGAAUCGACCGCUAUGCCUACUUCUGAAUACCCCCGAGAACAAGAACUAUCCAGUGACGUUGCAGUUUCCAUGUCAGACGAGCCAAACGACUACUCACGAGGCGAGAGAAAUCUUUCCUCAAGCCCAAAUUUUGACGGAGGCUUGUCAGGCACUGAUGUGUCAUCGGAUCCCACUCUACUUGGCAAACCGCAGAUGAAAACUACUGAUGAUUCGGCCAAUCCUGGUGGCUCUCAAGAGCAUUCAGUUGGCCUCAGUGGUACUGACUUCACUUCUGCUCCAAUACACUUUUUACCUAUGGCCAACGAAACUACCUCGAGCUCAGAUGGUCAUGAAGGUUUAGCUGAAAGUGCUAACCUGUCAAAGUCACCCAUAUCAGGCAUUCAGCCUCCAUUCGCUGAAGCGGCGUGGGAUAAUUCUGAAACUCCUCUGGAAUCCAAGCCUUUCACUACCUCAAAGGAUGUGUCAACUGCACCUACUGUUACAGCGGUCACUUCGAGCCCGAAUGCUAACGAAAGUUCACCAGGCACCGUUGACUUACAGACGGGCGCACCACUGGACGACCAAUCUUCCGGUCCCUACCAGUAUGGAGCGGACAUCGGAAUUGAUUCUGAAUCCACUGAUUUUAGCUCCACGGAGGGCCAUUUCACGCCUGCUAAUGAGUCCGCUUUUAAGAAUUCGUACUCGUCCGUCGCAGAUAGUACUUCUGAGGUUCUGGAAACUACUAUAAACCCACAAACUGCUUCACCACCUAUUGGCCAGAGAAUAGGCGUUGACCUGUUUGACAAGAACGUGGGUUCCUCAGAAACGCCCAGCUUUCCAGCUCACACCAGUACUCCUCAGAGACAUGCAGUUGAGGCUUCAGCGUCAGAUGUGCCAACUCCCUCACAAUCCGCCGCCCACAAAAGUAAAACUGUCAGCUUCACGGGUGUCUUGGAAGACACCACAGGCAGAGCCGAAACCGUCAUUUACACUGAAUUUACCCCCGGUGUCGUCAGCAAUGCGGAUCAUGUUGAACGUGAGCCAAUGCUUUGA
Spirometra erinaceieuropaei is the source of this 5199-nucleotide messenger RNA. NCBI's taxonomy places the organism in Eukaryota, Metazoa, Platyhelminthes, Cestoda, Diphyllobothriidea, Diphyllobothriidae. The record is from the annotation of a GenBank genome assembly.